AUGCGGGGCGCAUCGUUGCGGCAGCUCAGGCUGUUGCAUGGCUCUGCUGGUGCCCCCUAUGCGAGGCAAUUGGGUCUGUCCGUGUCGUUGUCGCGUCAGGAACAGUCACUGGGAGCUGUCGACGCGGUGAGGACAUGCAUGCGGUCCUGCAGCUCGAGGCCGGGCCGAGGCCACGAUGUCGGCACAACCAACCUCACACCAUACGCUCACUUGCAACCAACACGGCGACGGCAUCUGAGCACCUCUGCAGCCCAGGGCGAGGAGGCUGGUCACGGGAAGGACGAGGAUACAGGCACCUACAGCGAAGCUGAUCAUGAACACGCCGUCAUCUCGACUUUCGACCUGUUCUCCAUCGGCAUCGGGCCCUCCUCAUCUCACACUGUCGGGCCAAUGCGAGCUGGGAACAUCUUUGUGACGGAUCUCCUUGAGGCUGGUCUACUGCACAAGGUCCACAAGAUUCGAAUCUCCAUCUAUGGCAGCUUGGCCCUCACCGGUGAGGGCCACAUGACUCCGUCUGCCUUGGUCCUGGGCCUCGAGAGUGCCGAUGUGGAAUCCGUUGACACCGCCUACGUGCCUGCUCGUUUCGCUGAGAUCAAGGCCACCAAGAAACUGUUCCUAGGUCAGGGCCUUCCCGGCGGCAAGGGCAAGGAGAUCGACUUUGACUACGACACAGAGUUCGUCUGGGAAUGGGGCCGAAAACUGCCCAUGCACAGCAAUGGAAUGAGGUUCAUGGUCUUCGAUGAGCACGGCGACAUGCUGGCAACCAAUGACCUCUUUAGCGUUGGCGGCGGCUUCGUCGUCAACGGAGCUUUAUCCACUUCAGCAUCUCACAAGGAGCCAUCCAUCUCGAUGGACAAAGAUUCGGGCGCUCCAACACCAGGAACACACCCGAAGGAUCUGGGGGAAAACCUGUUUUACAAAGAAAUUAGACGGUCCGACGCGGCUGGCGACCGAAGAAGUGGUAUAGAGGUCAAGCCAAAGGAAGAUGCAAAGCUCUUAGAGUCAGGUCAGGCUGAGGACCAGGCCGUCGUCGUCUCUUCAGGGGGAGAUGCACAGCAUGUGGCAGGAUUAGAGGACGACACCGGCGGCGCGACACAGCCAAGUCACCCCUUCCGAGAUGCGACCAGUCUCUUGGCUCUCUGCCACAAGCACAACCUCACCAUUGCGCAAUUGGUCUACGAAAAUGAAAAGAGUCACGGAUAUACUGAUGAGGAGAUUUAUACUAAGAUCAUGCGCAUUUGGCACGUCAUGGACCACAGUAUCCUCGAAGGCGUGCAAGCCUCCGCCGAUACGACGCUUCCGGGAUCUCUGAACCUGCAUCGACGCGCACCAGCCUUGUACAAGCGACUCACCCGCGGUCUAUACCCGGCAAGCGCACACAAAAUCGCCUCUGCUGCCGAAGCCCCUGGGCAGAGCAGACUGGAAGGCACGACUGGCAUGUCCGGGUCUACAAAUCUGACCUCGACGGCAACAACACAGUCAAAGAUUACGACGAUUCCAAAGCGCGGCCCGCCCCGUGUCCACGGCUCCUUCAGCCACCCAGUCAUGCCGUCUCCUCUGCGCCGCACCGAGUUCCCGGCGAUGGACUACCUGGCCGUCUACGCCAUGGCAGUCAACGAGACCAACGCAGCCGGCGGCCGGAUAGUGACGGCCCCGACCAACGGCGCCGCGGGGAUCAUCCCAGCCGUGCUGAAAUACACGGUCGAGUUCAUCAGCGACGACCCGGAGCGCGACAUCAUGACCUUCCUGCUGACCUCCGCCGCCAUCGGCAUGCUCUACAAGCGGGGCGCCACCAUCUCCGCCGCCGAGGGCGGCUGCAUGGCCGAGGUGGGCGUCGCCUGCUCCAUGGCCGCGGGCGCCUUCGCAGCCUGCAUGGGCGCCAGCCCGGAGACGAUCGAGCAGGCCGCCGAGAUCGGCAUCGAGCACAACCUGGGCCUGACGUGCGACCCCAUCGGCGGGCUGGUGCAGGCGCCCUGCAUCGAGCGCAACGCCCUCGGCGCCAUCAAGGCCAUCUCCAGCGCCAACCUGGCCCUCAGCAGCUCCGGCACCGCCAAGGUGCGCCUCGACGAUGCCAUCCGCGCCAUGAGGCUCACCGCGCAGGGCAUGCGGAAUGAGUUCAAGGAGACUAGCCUGAGCGGACUUGCUACGAGCGUGCCGUUUAAUAUCCCCGUCAGUGUGCCUGACUGUUGA
Diaporthe amygdali is the source of this 2190-nucleotide messenger RNA. RefSeq lists its product as uncharacterized. The record is from RefSeq and is a predicted model, not a curated record. Gene Ontology annotation, molecular function: 4 iron, 4 sulfur cluster binding; L-serine ammonia-lyase activity. The transcript is spliced from 2 exons. The coding region runs from base 1 to 2190 and encodes 729 amino acids. Lineage: Eukaryota; Fungi; Ascomycota; Sordariomycetes; Diaporthales; Diaporthaceae. Gene Ontology annotation, biological process: gluconeogenesis.